Molecule: messenger RNA, 4560 nt
Organism: Xyrauchen texanus (razorback sucker)
Lineage: Eukaryota; Metazoa; Chordata; Actinopteri; Cypriniformes; Catostomidae
Product: von Willebrand factor A domain-containing protein 7-like
Exons: 17
Coding region: 143-2920 (925 amino acids)
Source: RefSeq, a predicted model, not a curated record
CCUACCUACGUUGGUCCACAGUGCAUCUUUUAGCAGGUUUCAGCAUGCCCGAGGCAUGCAAAAUAAUUCAUUUCAAAACUGUAAGUGUAGUGCACUGAGCUCUGUGGAACUAAGUAGCUAACUUGUUAACCCAGCUAACACGAUGAUCGUGAAGGUGAGCAUCGUGGUCCUGGUGGCAUUUCUGGUGUCCUGGGGUCAGGCAUUCAUGUCAGUUGGGGGCAACGGAAACACUCAUAUUACCAUCACUGAUAGUGCUGUAAUGGCAAAGAUCUAUGAGGUGUGUGAAGCAGUGGCUGAGUCUGAGGGAAGAGAAUUCAAACCAACAGGUUCAGCAGCAGAAGAGCUGCUGAGUGCCUGCCUGGAUACGGCCACAGGUGAAGUUUCAGGUUCCAGGUUUCGUACGGCUCUGAAUCAGAUCUACAUGCAGAACAGCUAUGUUGACCGUGACAUGAUGGACAGUGCACCUCACCACUUCAAUAAUGAGGCCUUCAAUGAGGGACGUAACCUCAUCACUCAGGGGACAGCAGCCAUUAAAGCUAAUGUCCACACUAACAACCUUCAAACUGCUCGAGAGACACUGGGGCGGGUGUGUCACACACUGCAGGAUUUUUAUAGCCACAGUAACUGGGUUGAACUAGGUAACAAAAGUCCAUAUGCCAACCUCAUCAGACCAGAUCUCCCCAUUGAGAACAUCGCAGAUGUUACAAUUCCAACAUGCAGUGACUGUGCCAGUGGCAAAUGUCCAAACCCGCUUCUGCCUGUCAUUCUGAACGAGAAGUAUCUCACUUCGGGUUACAUGGGCUUGUUAUCCUCUGACAAACCUCAGGGUAAAUGUAGCCAUGGUGGGAAUACCGAUCUCAGCAGUAGCCAGAAUCCUCGUGGAGGGAUCAAUAAAGAUGAGCGCCUUUCCUAUAAUGCUCAUCUACAUAAUACUGCUGCAAACCUGGCAUCUGAGGCCACCCUGGACCUGCUAGAAGAUAUCCGUGGGGCCAUAGGAAACAAGGACUACCUUCGGCUGAUGGGUAUCACACGAUCUGCAGUGCUGGUUUUUGUCAUUGACACUACAGGCAGUAUGUCACAAGACAUCGCAGAGGCCAAAAGAGUCGCUUACAACAUCAUUGACAGUAAGAAUGGAACUCAAGAUGAACCAUCACAAUAUAUUCUGGUGCCGUUCAAUGAUCCAGAUUUUGGACCAUUAAUAAGGACUACAGACCCAGAUGUGAUGAAAUCUGAGAUCGACAAGCUCAGCGCUUCAGGGGGUGGGGACAUCCCAGAAAUGUGCCUAUCAGGACUUCAGUUGGCUCUGACAGGUGCUCCCUCCUCCUCACAAAUAUAUGUGUUCACAGAUGCCCCAGCUAAGGAUAUGUCCCUUGAGAAUACCAUCAAUGCCCUUAUCCGCAGCACCAAGUCAACGGUGUCUUUCUUCAUGACAGCACCAAUGAGGAGGAGAAGGGAGUUGCCACGCUCACAGUUUCAAGUGUACUAUGACAUGGCCUUGGCCUCUGGGGGUCAAGCCAUUGAAGUCUCAAAGUCCCGCCUCUCUCAAGCCACUGACAUCAUUGUUGACACCUCUACUUCUGCCAUGGUAACUAUUUUGCAGCGUUCCAGGAAUCCAGGUCUUGUGGAGAGUUUCCCCUUCCUGCUGGAUAAAUCUGUAUCCAAUACUACAAUCUACAUCACAGGGAGUGACCUAAUAUUUACCCUACGCAGCCCUACAGGUGUGUCUCAAGCUAACACGGUUGCCAGUGGACCUCUGGGAAUAAUUCAGAAAGUGGGAAACCUGCAACGAAUCGAAUUGAAUGGAAUGGACAUGGGCCUGUGGAAUAUUGACAUGAAGUCAACAGGGUCCUAUACCAUAAAAGUAAUUGGUCAGAGUGCAAUUUCAUUCAUCUAUGACUUUGUAGAGGAAUUCAAAGGACCACAUCCUGGAUAUGCUGUCAUUGAUGGACGCCCAUCAGCAGGAUUACCAACUAAGCUGUUAAUAAUGCUGACUGGAGGGAAAGGUCCAGAGGUUCUGGAGGUGCAGGAAGUUGCUCUCAUGGAUGUGUCAAGGCUCAGAGUGUCUAAUGGAACUAUAGAGAACAUGACUAAUGGAUAUUUCCUAGUUACUGUGAAAGAAGUACCAGAGGGAGAGUUUGUGGUGUGGCUGAAGGGAAAAGACACAACCUCCUCUAGCCUUUUCCAGAGGCAGAGCACCACACAGAUGUCUCAGUCCAAAGUCAGCAUUAAGGCAAUGGUAGGCAGCUCCAUGCAGCCAGGAAAAGUAUUUAAACAAAAUUUUACUGUAACAACCAAUGGAACUGGUGGUGUCUACACAAUUCAUGCAAGGAACGACAAAAGCAUCCCUAUGAACUAUCCAUCAACGCUCACCCUUGUAAGUGGAGAAAGUGUUCAAGGGACAGUGUCUCUAACUCCUCCUGCUAACACUGUCUCAGGCACAGACGUUACUCUCACUAUGGAGGCAGAGGGCCCUGGAGGAAGUGACUCUAAUUAUGUUGUGCUUCGUCUUUCAGUCCUCUCAAAGGUGACAGACUUCACACCUCCAAAAUGCGAAGUGUUCGGUGUUCAGGGCAGUUGCUCCUCCUCCUCUUGCAGCUCGUCAAACUGGGAACUGUCUGUCAACAUCACUGAUGGUAAUGGCACAGGUAUCAAUAGAAUUGCCAUCCAACAAGGCAGUGGAAACCUCACUCAGAAAGAAGUAGUAAACACCAGCGUAAAUGUGGUCAUGGGUCAAUAUGAGGCUUCAUGUUGUUCACCUUCUGUGACAUUAUCUGCAGUUGACAAGGUGGGGAAUGUGGGAAGAUGCAUUUACAGCAUGAAGACCAGUGCAGGCUCUUCACUCGUCAGCAUGUCCCUCCCUCUGUGGGCAUGUCUGUUUUAUAUCCACCAUGAGUUUGCUACAUAUGCCUUCUCUCUUUGAUGAUAGAGAGCUCUUCCAACCAAAUUCAAUAGCAUCCUAUCCAUUGCUUAGUCUUGCACCCUCUUAAACCCUCUACAAAUUGUGAAAUAAUAGAAAGUGAAGAACUGUGCUGCUUAUUCAGAACCCAUAUUCAGAGAGUUUUAUUUGGACAUGUGAUAGGAAGAAAAAAUUAUUUUGAGUCAUAGAAAUAUUGUUUGAUAACAUGGAUUUGAUUGAUAUUUAAAAUACUACCCUUGAAAAAGGACUGCAUUAUUCAUAUCCUAUACAUUUUAUAUACAGUACAUAGAUAGUUGGAGUACCAUGUUUCAUACUAUUCGUUUUAAAUAAAAUACUUGAAUUAUCAAAAUACAAAGGCAUUGUAGGAAUGGAAUUUAACAAAGGAAUUAUUUCCUGUAUUAAGACUCUUAUUCUUUGUAAAAACAGACCACCUCUUUCAUUCCAAGACCUACAAAGCAUUCUGGUAGUGAUCUAUCAGCCUGUUGGCUGAGGUGUUUGUGUAUUGGGACUCUGCAAAUGGUCACAAUUAGAAUACAGUAGGGGUUAAAGGUGGUCUGAAUAUUGGUCAGUUUAAAUGUAUCAGGUCUGUUUGUGGUCACAUGGUCAAAGGAAGGAUGUUGAUCUUAACUUAUGCUCAGGGCUUUUUUCACUUCUCUCUUCUUGUCUCUGGCUCUUCUCUCUGGGCUUUGCUCUUGAGAGUUGGGUUACAGGCCAUAGGCCAGUCUCCCAGCCUUCAAUGGCUUCUCUCUUUCUUGCUCUGUCUCUCCCAUUUCUCUUUCUCUCCCAUUUAUCUCUGUCUUUCUAUCCUCCAUUCCCUCUCACUCAGGCAGUAUGCAUUCUGGUUUCAUAUACAUAUUUCAUACAUCCAAUUUGUAAUUAUUUUAUCUAAAUUGUAACCAUCUGAUGUAACCUUUUAAGACAUUACUGUUAUUAAACAUUUUCAACUUAAUCUGUCUAGUUUCUAGCACUGUGUAAACUAUAUACUUUAAAGUGCUCCAUAUUGCUUAACAAUAAGGUCAUAUUUUGGUUCUAAACAAUGCUCUCCCACAUUAUUAGCUAUUCUAACUGAGCUUAUUUCAUAAGUGGUGGUGGUGGUGUAGUGGUCUAAAGCACAUAACUGGUAAUCUGGCAAUCAGAAAGUCACUGGUUCGAUCCCCACAGUCACCACCAUUAUGUCCUUGAGCAAGGCACUUAACUCCAGGUUGCUUGGUGGGAUUGUCCCUGUAAGUUGCUAUGGAUAAAAGCAUCUGCCAAAUGCAUAAAUGUAAAUGUAAGUAGCAGGAGGGGGUAAUAGACAAGAAAUGCAGUUUUAUUCCAUUUUGCUGUUAACUUUUCUUCAGUCACCUCAGCAUUCUUACAUCUUGAACCACCUUACAGCAUGUUACAAAUACAAAUAAAUGUGUUUGCUAAUAUACAAUUUUUCCUGCCUAGAUCAGUGUUUGGGCACAGUAUGUUGUACUGGAGGUGUGCAAUAAAUUAAAUUAUUUGCCUAGAUUAUUUACCUGCCUAGAAAUAUAUAAAAUGGUUUAGGUUACACGUGGUACAUGUCAUCAGAGGAAAAUGCAAUCUAUAAGACAAUCUAAAGCAGCUUUUCAAAUGUAAAAAUAUUAGCUGUAUUUUAUUAAAAUAUCUUUUCCAUUAAA